ACUUACAAUAGAGAGGUUUGAAUGUGUAUCUUUGUUAUCGUGAGUCUUAAGAUCCGCGUCUGGAACAAGAAGAACGAAGAUCCGUUGGAGGCUGUCAGAGAAUUCAAUCACAACUGUGGGUGAUUUGUUUGUAUUGUGACAAUUAGGCUAAUAAUGUCGGAGUUGAAGUUUUCUAGUUUUCUUCCCACACAAGCAUCCUCGGUUGGAGUACCGCAAGGCUGCAAGAACAGCUUUCUCCAAGUUUUGUUUUCUCUGCCCUUGAAAGUUUAGGGUGAUAGUCACGAAGGAACAUUUUAACCGAUGGGGAACCGGGUCCUGCACAUCGACAUGUUCUCGUGUCCUUGGUCCUCCCGGGCCGGCGGGGUUAAUAAAGUCUCGUCAGUUUCCCCAAGUUUCUCCGUACUUUCCUACGACCCAAUUCUAACAUGGACCCAUUGUUUUUAGGCCUUGAUUUAUCGACUCAAGGGCUGAAGGCUGUCCUCGUCCAAGAGGACUGUGCUAUCGUCCACGAGUCUGCAGUACACUUUGACCGCGACUUACCUCACUAUGGAACCACAAACGGUGCUAUUCGAGGCUUGGAAGGCGAGGUCACAUCCCCGGUUGAGAUGUGGUUGGAAGCGUACGAUCUUCUUAUGACCCGUAUGAAGGCAGCGGGAGUCGACUUCUCUGCCAUUUCAGCUAUAUCUGGGGACGGACAACAACACGGUUCUGUCUAUUGGUCCCACGAUGCCGAAGCUCUUUUAGCCAACUUGGAUGCAUCAAAGAAUUUGUCUAGCCAGUUAUCUCCGAAGGCUUUCUCAUUACAGAAAGCGCCCAUCUGGCAGGACUCCUCCACCACCCGUGAAUGCCGUGAACUGGAGGAUGCCGUUGGUGGUGCCCAAGCUCUCGCGGACAUUAGUGGAAGUCGUGCAUACGAACGUUUUACUGGCUCGCAAAUAUCUAGGAUCCGUAAAAUUAAUAGGAUGGCAUAUGACGCUACGUCCCGUGUAUCAUUGGUUUCGUCGUUUAUGCCGUCUUUGUUUCUUGGCAAGAUUGCACCCAUUGAAAUAUCGGACGCUAGCGGCAUGAACUUAAUGGAGAUCCUUACAUGUAAGUGGGACGACGGGCUCAUUGAUGCAUGCGGCGGCCCUGAAUUGCGUGCAAAACUUGGACCCGAGCCAGUCGCUGGCGGAACGUCCCUCGGAACAGUAAGCCCAUACUGGGUAGAAAGGUGGGGCUUCAGUCCACACUGCAUUGUAGCUCCAUUUACAGGUGAUAAUCCAGCGACUGUGGUCGCUCUUUCCUUCCCGGGAGAUGCACUGCUCUCCCUGGGAACGUCUACCACGUACCUGCUUUCUAUCCCGCCAUCUUUGACCCCCCCCAGACGGUUCACUACUUCUCACCUUUUGGCACACCCUACGACUGCCCCGGAUGCUCAAAUUGCAAUGCUAUGUUACAAGAAUGGCGCUCUUGCACGAGAACAAGUGCGCGAUCGCUAUGCCGGUGGCCAUUGGUCGAAAUAUAAUGAUCUGGUCGAGGCCGCACUUCCGGGAUGUAAUGGGUACAUGGGUCUAUACUUCCCAUUGCCCGAAAUCAUACCCCCGGGGGUCAAGGGUGAAUUCUUCUACCAGGCAUCAGAUCCCACAACCCCACUUAGGCUAGUCGAAUCCCAAGUCCCUACUGAGCUCCACCCUCGGAUGAUCCUAGAAUCGCAGUUCCUCUCUAUCCGGUCGAGGAUUGCCGUUAUUCUACCGGCCAACUCGCCUCCGCUUUCACGUUUGGUCGUUUCCGGCGGGUCGUCUGGGAACCAGACCAUCCGUCAGCUAGCUGCGGAUCUGUUUGAUAUGAAGGUGUAUAUCAGCGCUACGAAGGAAGCUGCGGCGAUGGGCGGGGCGUUGUUGGCACGGUUUGCUUGGUGGAAAGCGACCGAAGCACCGCGUGGAACAUUCGAAGAGAUGUGCUCUGGAAUUGACGCCGGGGCAUUUGGGAUGAAGUGUGUUGCGAUACCGAAUCCUGCUGCUGCGCUGGCGUACUCGAAACUUGUUAAACCGUACGUUGCUUGUGAGGGUGCUGUGGUGGAUGCUUGUGGAAUGGGAGGUGUUUAAUUUUUUUUUUUUCGUGUUCUCUUUUCUUCUUCCUAGAUCUUUUUGAGGAUACAGUGUGUUUAAAUUAUAAUUUGGAAGUUUCAGG
Desarmillaria tabescens is the source of this 2169-nucleotide messenger RNA. RefSeq lists its product as uncharacterized. Bases 426 to 2084 code for a protein of 552 amino acids. NCBI's taxonomy places the organism in Eukaryota, Fungi, Basidiomycota, Agaricomycetes, Agaricales, Physalacriaceae. Gene Ontology annotation, cellular component: cytosol. Gene Ontology annotation, biological process: phosphorylation; D-xylose metabolic process; xylulose metabolic process. Gene Ontology annotation, molecular function: D-xylulokinase activity. The record is from RefSeq and is a predicted model, not a curated record. The transcript is spliced from 4 exons.